Messenger RNA from Lontra canadensis (Northern American river otter), 813 nucleotides. RefSeq names its product coenzyme Q7, hydroxylase (gene COQ7). The transcript is spliced from 6 exons. Gene Ontology annotation, cellular component: nucleus; mitochondrial inner membrane. Gene Ontology annotation, molecular function: 3-demethoxyubiquinol 3-hydroxylase activity. Lineage: Eukaryota; Metazoa; Chordata; Mammalia; Carnivora; Mustelidae. Bases 1 to 696 code for a protein of 231 amino acids. Gene Ontology annotation, biological process: regulation of reactive oxygen species metabolic process; regulation of gene expression; determination of adult lifespan. The record is from RefSeq and is a predicted model, not a curated record.
AUGCGGGGCGGGAGGGACGUGGUGUUCAGCGGGGACGCUCUGAAGUGUCCUCUCAGGAUCCGCGUGUUGUGGAAUGAAGUAAUGGCACACCUGUACCGGGCGGUCUCUGCAGCUUAUGGACGAAGAAGAAUCAGUGUCAGGUUUUCCAGUUCAGGAAUGACCUUAGACAGUAUCAGUCGGGCAGCUGUGGAUCGAAUAAUCCGGGUGGAUCACGCUGGUGAAUACGGAGCAAACCGAAUCUAUGCAGGACAGAUGGCUGUCCUGGGCCGGACCAGUGUUGGGCCAGUCAUUCAGAAAAUGUGGGAUCAAGAAAAGGAUCACUUGAAAAAGUUCAACGAGUUGAUGGUUGCAUUCAGGGUGCGACCGACGAUUCUGAUGCCCUUUUGGAACGUGGUGGGGUUUGCACUGGGUGCGGGAACUGCCCUGCUUGGGAAGGAGGGAGCAAUGGCUUGCACUGUGGCUGUGGAAGAGUCCAUAGCACAUCACUAUAACAACCAGAUCAGGACGCUGAUGGAGAAGGAGCCUGAAAAAUACACAGAACUUCUUCAGGUGAUAAGGAAAUUUCGGGAUGAAGAGCUAGAGCACCAUGACAUAGGCCUUGAACAUGAUGCACAACUGGCUCCAGCAUACACCGUCUUGAAGAGCCUCAUCCAGGCCGGAUGCAGCGCGGCGAUAUAUUUAUCAGAAAGAUUUUAAAGUAUGUCCACUUUCCCCUGUUUAUAAAAGAUGACAGUGACUAAACGAGUAGCGUUGGCAGAAAAGGAAAUGUGCAAUUAUCGUUACAUGAAUUUUGUUAAUAAACUUCAAGAGGUU